Molecule: messenger RNA, 2510 nt
Organism: Fopius arisanus
Lineage: Eukaryota; Metazoa; Arthropoda; Insecta; Hymenoptera; Braconidae
Product: kanadaptin
Exons: 3
Coding region: 493-2484 (663 amino acids)
Molecular function (GO): protein binding; mRNA binding
Source: RefSeq, a predicted model, not a curated record
UUAAAAAAACAGUACAAUCAUGUAAAAUCCAAUAGUCAGUGAAAAAUAAUUGAUUGAAGAGAAUUUAGCGUGUGGAUUUUGGUCUUGACCAUCAAAAACACUUCGAUUGGAUCUCUGAAACGGGAAUGGGAGUAUCAGAUACAUUGAAUUAUGUUCUGUUUUCUAAUCCCGUCAGCUCGAGUGCCGGUUCGUUUACGAAAACUGCUGCAUCAGCUUCCCACCAGUGCCGAACAGCUGCAGAGUGGGGAUGACAUGGAGAUGAGGGGAAGGUGAUAGUGACCGCCGCGCUGUCUCGUGCCGCCUGAGAGAACUUGUCCCCUGUUUUUGGGAGUGACAACACCUGCUUGUAUCAUACCGUAUAUUACUGCAACAAGUUAUUCGCUCUAACCUCUUUCCAAUAUUAUUUACGUUUCGACAGGAAAAAGUCAAAUAACCCUAAAAAUAUUAGAUAAAUACAAUAAAUUGUAUCGGCGAACAUUGAAAAUAUUAGAAAUGGAACAAAGUGAUGAAAACGCUGAAACAUUGCAAGGCUCAGAGUCUCUGAAUGUUUCGGAAAUGAAAGAGAGUAAUAAAAGUGAAUCAGUGGUUAAAGAGUCAGUUCCUGAAGCAUUCAAGAAGCCAACGUUGAUGAUCGGUCCUCGACGAGGGAAAAUUUCAGGAAUUCGUUCUCUACCUAAUGUUCCAGUACAUGUUCCAUGUGAAGAUUCACAAGACAACCAGAAGGAGAAGAAUGAGACAGAUGAUAUCGAACCUGAAAAGACUGCACCAGCUGAAGAGAAAAAGCCCUUGCCUCUAGCUUAUAACGAACCCUCCUGGUCUGGUCGUCCUCCAUCAGGAUAUAAAGCCGAAGUGCUCAAGUCUGGAGUUAUUUUGAAUACAAUUGAGCUGUCAAAGCAGAGCUUUUUCGUCGUUGGAAGACUCCCAGUCUGCGAUAUACAUCUUCAGCAUCCAACAAUUUCCAGGUAUCACGCUAUCCUUCAGUUCAGGGAGACUGGGGAUGCGAAGAAUGGACCCGGAUUUUAUUUGUAUGAUCUGGAGAGCACACACGGAACCUUCUGGAAUAACUGUCGAAUCAGACCGAAGACUUAUGUAAAGUUGAAGGGUGGGCAUAUGAUCAAGUUUGGAUGCAGUCAGAGAAAAUUUAUUUUGUUGAGUCCACCCGAUGAUGAAGAGGAGGAGUCGGAGUAUUCGGUGACAGAAUUGAGGGAACAAAGAAAGCUUGAAUUGAUGGAAUUAGAGAAAUUGGAACAAGAGCGCCAGGAAGAGGAGUCAGAGUUGGAGAGAAUAAGAAAAGAGAAGGAAGAGUCUGAAGGUGUAGACUGGGGAAUGGGUGAGGAUGCCGAUGAAGAGACUGACUUGACAGAAAACCCUUAUGCUCAAUCAAACAACGAAGAAUUAUUCCUGGACGAUCCCAAGAAGACCCUGCGGGGAUGGUUCGAGAGAGAGGGACAUGAUCUUCAGUAUCAGACUGAGGAGAAAGGACUGGGUCAAUUCCUCUGUUGGGUGGAUCUGCCUAUUGAUAAUGGACGAACUGCUAGAGCCGAGGCUCUGGUGAAGGGUAAGAAAAAAGAGUCUGUGAUUCAGUGUGCCCUAGAAGCCUGUAGGAUCCUUGACAGACAUGGCUUGCUGAGACAGGCCAACCACGAGGGUAGGAAACGGAAGUCACGAAAUUGGGAGGAGGAGGACUACUACGACUCGGACGAGGAUAACUUCCUCGACAGGACUGGAACUGUCGAGAGAAAACGUGAGCAGAGGAUGAGAAAUGCUGGCAAACUCGAUGCCAAAGUUGAAACUUACUCGUCGUUGAUCGAGAAGCAUGAGGAUGUACAGAGGAAGAUAGACGGCAUUGAAAGUGCCCUGGAGAACCAUCGAAAAGCCAAGAGUGCUCAGGAUGAUGAGUCCAAUGAAGAUGCUUUGGAUGCUUUCAUGUCGCAUUUGAGUACUUUGUUACUCAAUAAAUCAGAAAUCGUCAAGAUGAAAUCAGAUUUGGUACGUCUACAGAGGGAAGAGGAGGGAUUGAGAAAACUCAUUAAUAUCACUAAACCAGCGAAUUUGCCUGAACUAAAAGCCACUCCAGAAGCGAAAAGUGAGGCGAAAUGUGAGAAAUCGCAGAAAAUAGCAAAGCUUAUGGUUCAAAAUUCAGAAGAGAUUACUUCUAAGGAAAAGAGUGUUUACAGUGGGAAUCGUUAUGGAUUGAUAAAGCCCAGCGAAGUUGAUAAGCCACCUGCAGAGGAUGUUCUAGAAGUUAAGGAGUCUACGGAACUCCAGGAGGAGAAAGUUAAAGGCAUUGCAGAGGAUAUUUCGACUGAUAUUAUUCCCAAGCAGAAGAAGAGAAACAGCAGGAAGAAAGCUGAUAAAAUUUUCAAGGACAUCGGAAAGAAUUACCCUGACAACUUGGAUAGUGAAGACUACUCUAUGUGGGUUCCUCCUGUAAAUCAAAGUGGAGAUGGUAAGACCAGCCUCAAUGAUAAAUAUGGCUAUUGAAUAUUCAUGGAAUAUUCAUUCUGUAA